This is a messenger RNA of Saccostrea cuccullata (small rock oyster), 1518 nucleotides long. RefSeq lists its product as uncharacterized. The coding region runs from base 1 to 1518 and encodes 505 amino acids. NCBI's taxonomy places the organism in Eukaryota, Metazoa, Mollusca, Bivalvia, Ostreida, Ostreidae. Gene Ontology annotation, molecular function: ubiquitin protein ligase activity; translation repressor activity; zinc ion binding. Gene Ontology annotation, biological process: protein polyubiquitination; proteasome-mediated ubiquitin-dependent protein catabolic process; negative regulation of translation. The record is from RefSeq and is a predicted model, not a curated record. The transcript has a single exon.
AUGCAAGAGAUCUGUGUAAGGCAUCAAGAUAUGAUUUAUGAUAAGUACUGCCAGUCAUGUGAACUUCCUAUUUGUGUCAAAUGCACAGAACAAGGCAAUCCCAUAAUAUUUUCCCCUUUCCCCCAGUGGAUAAAUCAAAGUAAACACAAGACUCUGCAUGACAUCAGGACAGCUUAUAAAACAUACCGUCAACAACACAGAGAAAUCAUCCAUACCAACAGGAGUGAAACUCUAUAUAACAGCUGUUUUCUCCUAUCAAGAAUCAAAACUGAUUUAAAGACUUGUCACAAAGAAAUCGCCAACCAUCUGCAUGUAUCAGAAAUGUCAGCGAAAGCCCAGAAACUAAAAGACCUCAUUGACACUGUAAUAUGUGAUGUUAAAAAGAGACACGAACGUUUUAUUAAUAGAAAACAACAACACAAACAAAUGAAAAGAUACGUUGCCAACAUUGAGGACUUUGAACACAGAUUUGAACAUUCAGCAAACAGACCUUUUAUAUUCCUCUUAUUCCUAAAGAAAACAUCUGUCAAAAAACAAUUUUCUCAUCUUAAACAGCAUGAUAUAUUCUAUCUGAUCGAGGAAAUAAAAAUGGAGCAUGUGAUAAGAUUACUUAGUGAAAUUCAUGUAACAGAAAAAGGAAAAAGACAAGUAAGAAAUGAAUGUUUUCUGGAACUAAUGCCUAAACCUUUGUUGCAAAAAUCUUUCACAGUGAAAAAUAUUUCUGAUAUUAAACACAUUUCCAUUGUGACAUCAGAAAGGGUUUGGGUCAGUAGUGGAUUCGAUCUUAUACUGACAAACACAGAAGGGGAUGCACUACACCACCUGCCAGAUAUGGGUAGUAUUUAUGGGGGACACACAGUGAACAUUACAGAUGAUCUCAUUUAUAUUGACAAGGUUUUAAACAUAAAGAAACUAUCAAAAGAUAACAGAUCGCAGUCAAUACUAAUAGAGCAUUCAGGACCAUGGAAACCAGUCUGUAUCUACUGCUCCCUAUCCAGUGACGACCUACUGGUUGGGAUGAUGGAUUUCACGCAAACUAGCAAGGUAAAUCGUUACAAUAACACAGGACACCAAUUACAGACUAUACAACAUGACAACAAUGGUCAGCAACUGUAUAAGUGGGCUAGAUACAUCACAGAGAACCGCAAUGGAGAUAUUGUUGUGUCUGACUAUAACCGUGGUGUAGUGGUAACAGAUAAUAAAGGAAGUUAUCGCUUCUCCUACACAGGAAUUCCUUCAAAUUCACUAAUUAAACCACGACCAUUUGGGAUCUGUGCAGACACGCUUUCACACAUCCUGAUUUUAUAUUGUGAUCACCACACCAGCACAGUGCACAUAAUUGACAAGGAUGGUCACUUUCUGUUACUGAUACAGAAGCCCGAAUUAUCCCUACUCGUUCCAUCAUGUAGCCUGGGUAUUGAUGACAAAACACAUCUUUGGAUCGGAUCGUGCGACAAAGCAUUUAUCUACAGCUACUUAACCAGACAGGACAAGCUGCCAGGGAAUGUUAAAAUGUGA